Messenger RNA from Pimephales promelas (fathead minnow), 1876 nucleotides. RefSeq lists its product as uncharacterized. Gene Ontology annotation, biological process: regulation of transcription by RNA polymerase II. NCBI's taxonomy places the organism in Eukaryota, Metazoa, Chordata, Actinopteri, Cypriniformes, Leuciscidae. The record is from RefSeq and is a predicted model, not a curated record. Gene Ontology annotation, molecular function: RNA polymerase II cis-regulatory region sequence-specific DNA binding; DNA-binding transcription factor activity, RNA polymerase II-specific.
GCUACUUCAGAUGAUGGCAGAGCGCGACAGCUUGAGCAAGAUUUACAAAACACUUUAGGUUUUCUGUGCUUUAACAUUGUAACCAGGCAACGUAUAAAAGUAACGUUACUGGUAAUGGAAGCGAGGCCGUAAACUAUUCUAUUCUAGCCCUCGGUUACAUAGCUUAAGGCAGAAACCCAAACCAUCUCUUUUGAGCUCUGCAAUCACGUAUGUAACAUUACAUCUUACAGUGAAUUACUGCCGUGGAUCAGAAUAACCAUGACUUUGAGCAUGGACAUCAGCGUUUCUUUUCUCAAGUGCGAACUCGCCUCCACUAUCGACCAUGCGGUACGAAGCGCAGUAGAAUCAGUGUUGAAGGAAACAGCGCGAGUUGUUGGCAUAAAGCUGGCCGCGGCUCGUAAUGCUGCCGCAGAGUCGCACAGAGAGAACCAGAGCCUGCGCGAGAGACUGGAGAUCUCCGAGAGCGAGCUGAAAGCGGUGCGCUACUACAUGACUGCGGCCGAAAAGAACAUCAAACAGUGUUUACUUCUCAACAGAACUCUGCCUGGGUCAAAUAUCGUGCACACAAACGCAGACGACGCACACUUUGUGUUUCCAUCAUGCGCGGCGGAUGGAAGCCCCACGUCACAGGCGCAGAGCAAAGAUUCCUCCCGCAAGACCUUCCGAAACUCACCGGGAAGAAUUCACAAUCCUAAAAAUCUCCCUAGUGUUGGCCUCUGUCUCCCCACGGUACAGUCUGACUGGCCUCGUGAGUGUGUCAACCGCAGAAAGACACGAGGGUCUUCAGUAGGCAACAGUUCAGCUCUCAGGGGUGACCCCACGACCGCGCAAACUCUUCUGGAAAACAGUGCUGUUCUCUUCAAACCAGAAGAUGAGACAGUAGGCCCGUUUUUCAUCACGAAUGAUGGCGAAAAAGACAACAGUUCUGCAGUAACAGACACUGAGAGGAGACACGAGGAGCCAGAAGUUUCAGGCCCCUCCGCAAACCCACCAGAGGAGCAGUCUGACAUGACGAAUUUUCACUUUGAAAUAAGCACACCUGCUGGGAAUGUUAAUGAGCUGGAGCUGAUACAGGUGAUGGAGGACACUGAUGAUGUCAAACAGGGCACCAUUAAAAUCGAAGACGAUCCUGAUUCACUCACAUUAGAGCCUCCCUCAUCAAAUCCACCUGUAGUCUCUUCAUCCAACUCCAUGCAAGAGUUACCACAAAUCUCCUCGCCUCCAGUGGCGGAGAGCGACGGCGAUGCUUUGAUGGCCUUGGCGCCACCUGUGGGGGGUGACUCCAGGUUCAGCGGGACAGUCGAGAGCCCUGAUAAAGUGCACCGCUGCAACAUUUGUGGCCGGGGAUUCAGACGUUUCUACUGCUUGAAAACACACCAGCGCAUACACACGGGAGAGCGGCCGUAUCCUUGCAGAUACUGCGAGAAACGCUUCCGCCAUUUGGACAGCUUGCACAAGCACCAGCGCAUCCACACGGGAGAGAGACCAUACCGCUGCGCCGAGUGCGGAUGCUGCUUCAGAGAACUCGGUCAACUCAAAAAGCACAGACUCAAACACUCACCCACAUUUGUUCCUGUGGCCAAUCCCACCUUCCCUGUCCUCCCUGCUGGACCCUCCUAUGUCUGGUCACAUCUCAACACACAGCAGUCUUUGGAUUCAGUCUAGGCUUGUGGUGGUAUCAAAGCUGUUAUGUUCAAAGCUGUUAUUGCGGAAACUUGGUAUACGGUAUUAUGGUGGUAUUGAAUUAUGUUAUAAAAACAGGUUGAAAAGUUGAACAAACUUGUCCUCUUUAUAACCUGAAGCAUUUACAUACGAUGUACAUUUUUAUUGUGCAUUUUUUAAAUGAAACAUGUUUCAAACAGAUUAAAGUGCAAAA